Messenger RNA from Oldenlandia corymbosa var. corymbosa, 570 nucleotides. NCBI's taxonomy places the organism in Eukaryota, Viridiplantae, Streptophyta, Magnoliopsida, Gentianales, Rubiaceae. The record is from the annotation of a GenBank genome assembly.
AUGGGAGGGUCAAGAAGGAAGUACAAGCGGUCGAGGCCGAAGGUGCAAGUCGGGUUGCCCAAGAAGAAUCCUCGGGUCUUCAAGCCCGCAUUCAAUGUCCCGCCCAAAUUCCGCUCCCUAAUUGAUCCCGACGCCAAUUGGGACGAUCAAGCCAGCGUCAUCCGCAAUUACAAGUCCUUCGGCGUCGUUUCGAACCCUAAUUUGCUCGGCGUUAGCCACCGCACCUCUCACAUCGUAGAAAAAGAUUCUCUCCAGGUCCCGCCGCCUCCUGAUUCCGACGAUGAUGUCGAGGACCCGGAUUUAAGUUCCGGCAGCGAGCUCGAGGAGGAUGAUUUGAAGUCUGCUCUUGGGAAGAAGCGAGCUGAUGGAAAAACUGCUCCACCACAACCUCUAACUACGAUGCAGCGUGUUUACAUUGGCCGUCUUAUUGAUGAAUAUGGAGAUGACUACCAGAGCAUGUUUAUGGAUACAAAGCUGAACAAGAUGCAGCAUUCAGUAGCAACACUAAUGAGCUUGUGCAAACGGUAUCACUUGUGUAAAGAUAAAAAACCUCUAAUUGUUGGUGCUUAA